UCGUCUCGUGCAGUCCACUCCAGUCGGUCCCCGCUCCACUCCAGUGCUGCCACCAACGCUCCGCCGAUGCGGACGCCGCGAUCCCGCCGCCGCUCGCCGCCGCCGCUGCCGGAGGCGGCGGAUGGGUUCAACCCCGGCGACCCCGUUGAGGUGCUCCCCGACGAGCCCGGCCUGCGCGGGGUCCACUUCGCCGCCGUCGUCGUGCGGUCCAACCCCAAGCCCCGCAGCUACACCGUCGACUACGACGCCCUCGUCGACUCCGAGGGCUCCGACCGUCCGCUCCGGGAGACCGUGCCCGCGCGGAACGUCCGCCCGCGCCCGCCGCCGCUCCGGGCUCCCGCUUCGGGCGAGCCACCCGCGGAGCACGCCGCCGUGGACGCGCUCCUCGACGACGCGUGGUGGCUCGGGGUCGCCCUCGGCGGCGCGGACGGGACCGGGAAGGUCGCGGUGUGCUUCCCGGAGACGAGGGAGGUCGUGGAAUUCGACGCCGCCGGCAUCCGGCCCCACCUCGAGUGGGUCGACGGCGAGUGGCGGUCUCCCGAUAGCACGGAGAUACCCAAGACAAUGCCGUACACAAAAGGAACACAAAUCGAAGUUGCCAAGUUGGAAGAUAAUUCUGUUGUUGCUUGGUUACCUGCUGUUGUGGCGAAGACUAUCUGGAAGAACAACCUCUUAGUGGAGUACACUGUUUCAAAGAGUGAUGGUACUGCAUUGUCCGAGGAGAUUGUCAAUGUGAAGCACGUCAGGCCUUGCCCGCCACAUGCAUCAGCUAUAAGUUUCUGCAUCAAUGAUGAGGUUGAAGCAUUCCAAGGUGAUGGCUGGUGGCUAGGUGUGAUUACUGAUGUUCAUCCGGAAUUAAGAUAUACAUUUAAGUCGGCACAUUCAGAAAAGGAGGUUCAGAUGGAGCAGAAGUUACUGAGGCUUCGAUAUGACUGGGUUGAUGGUCAAUGGACACAAGAAUCACAGAACAUAUUGAAAGCAAAAUUUACACAAGGCAUCAAGGUUGAAAUCAGCAGUGAUGAAGAAGGUUUACGUGGAGCUUGGUUUGAGGCAACUGUUCUUAAAUCUGUUGGCAGCAAGUUUCUCGUGGAGUAUGAUACACUGAAGGCCGAUGAUGAGAACAAACCCUUGACAGAAGCUGUAGAAGUGCGGCACAUCAGACCCUCUCCUCCACGUAUCCCUGUCAUCAACGGAUUCAAGUUACUUGAUGAGGUUGAUGCCUUUUGGAAUGAUGGAUGGUGGGUUGGUGUGGUAUCCAAGGUUCUUGGUGAUCAGAGGUACAUGGUCUACUUCAGGCCUUGGAAGGAAGAGAUGGAAUUCGAGCAUGGACAGCUGAGGUUCCAUUGCGACUGGAUGGGUGGAAGGUGGAUGCGGGCUUCUCCGGCAUUGGAGAUGUGAGGCUGAAGAACCAUGCGCACAUUUGGUAUAAGAGCUUGGGGUAAUGCCCAAAGAAUGGCCUCACUAACUUAUCACGUUUUGUCCUUCUGCAUCGUAGUUGUCUCAUGUCAUGUGCAUAGCAAGGUCAACAAGUUGGUUGAUGAUCAUUGUGAGCUUGCAACUCCAUCAGCCACGCAGCUGAAUGCUUGCCGAUGGUAUAUCUUCAUUGUCUCCGGGUAAGCGCAUUCUGCAAAUGUCAAAAGUAAAGACCUGGCUUUUGGGAACUAGAAUGCGAAUUGUUAGGGUAAGGGAACCCUUUUUCAUGGUCCAGCGAGUAUCUUCUCUUGAGCUAUGCUUGCAGUACAUUGCUUCAGCAUCCAUGUGAUUUAAAUUUUUUAACUGAAAGUGACUCGAAUCGAACAUGAACCACGUUUGCUGUA
Phragmites australis (common reed) is the source of this 1817-nucleotide messenger RNA. Its product is annotated as protein AGENET DOMAIN (AGD)-CONTAINING P1-like. Bases 67 to 1398 code for a protein of 443 amino acids. NCBI's taxonomy places the organism in Eukaryota, Viridiplantae, Streptophyta, Magnoliopsida, Poales, Poaceae. The transcript is spliced from 4 exons. The record is from RefSeq and is a predicted model, not a curated record.